Molecule: messenger RNA, 1436 nt
Organism: Bicyclus anynana (squinting bush brown)
Lineage: Eukaryota; Metazoa; Arthropoda; Insecta; Lepidoptera; Nymphalidae
Gene: Rpt3
Product: 26S proteasome regulatory subunit 6B
Exons: 10
Coding region: 120-1367 (415 amino acids)
Biological process (GO): proteasome-mediated ubiquitin-dependent protein catabolic process
Cellular component (GO): proteasome regulatory particle, base subcomplex
Molecular function (GO): proteasome-activating activity; ATP hydrolysis activity; ATP binding
Source: RefSeq, a predicted model, not a curated record
AAAAAAAUCGCACUUGUCAGGUUGACUUGACAUUGACAGCAUGACGGCGUAAUAUUUUGACAUUUGCAUUAACAAUCGAACAGCCAACAAGGUGAUUAGUUAAAUUUCUAAUAAACGAAAUGGAAGAAAUAGGUAUUGUGCUUCCUGAAAAGGAUGACCAAGUCACCGACACCAAGGGACUCUCAUUUGCAGGCCCGCAAUCGUUCGAAGAAUUGGAAUCGGAAGAUUUGUACACAAAAUACAAAAAGCUGCAGCGAAUGUUAGAGUUCCUGGAGGUCCAAGAAGAAUACAUUAAAGAUGAACAAAGAAAUCUUAAAAAGGAAUACCUCCAUGCCCAAGAAGAAGUGAAAAGGAUUCAAUCGGUGCCACUAGUCAUUGGACAAUUCCUUGAAGCUGUUGAUCAGAAUACUGGAAUUGUUGGCAGUACUACAGGCUCAAACUACUAUGUGAGAAUCCUGUCCACAAUAGACAGGGAGUUGCUAAAACCAUCUGCGUCUGUCGCUCUUCACAAGCACUCAAAUGCGCUGGUAGAUGUCUUGCCGCCGGAGGCUGACAGCUCCAUCUCUAUGUUACAAGCUGAUGAGAAGCCUGAUGUCCAGUACUCAGAUAUUGGAGGCAUGGACACACAAAAGCAAGAGAUAAGAGAGGCUGUAGAGCUGCCUCUCACACAUGUGGACUUGUACAGACAAAUUGGUAUCGAGCCUCCUAGAGGUGUACUCAUGUAUGGCCCACCCGGAUGUGGCAAGACCAUGUUAGCGAAAGCAGUUGCUCAUCAUACCACUGCUGCAUUUAUCCGCGUGGUGGGUUCGGAGUUCGUGCAGAAGUACCUGGGCGAGGGACCACGCAUGGUGCGCGACGUGUUCCGCCUCGCCAAGGAGAACAGCCCCGCUAUCAUCUUCAUAGAUGAAAUUGACGCCAUCGCCACUAAAAGAUUUGAUGCACAAACUGGUGCAGACAGAGAAGUACAGAGAAUUUUGCUCGAGUUGCUCAAUCAAAUGGAUGGAUUUGAUCAAACCACUAAUGUGAAGGUUAUUAUGGCCACCAACCGUGCAGACACCUUGGACCCCGCGUUACUCAGACCCGGCCGUCUCGACAGGAAAAUCGAAUUUCCUCUGCCUGACAGGCGUCAAAAGCGUCUGAUCUUCUCGACGAUAACGGCGAAGAUGAACCUGUCGGAGGAGGUGGACCUGGAGGAGUUCGUGGCGCGGCCGGAGCGCGUGUCCGGCGCCGACAUCAACGCCAUCUGCCAGGAGGCCGGCAUGCACGCCGUCAGGGAGAACCGGUACAUCGUGCUGCCGAAAGAUUUCGAAAAGGGCUACAAGAACAACAUCAAGAAAGAUGAAAGUGAAUAUGAAUUCUAUAAAUAAGUAUUUUAUUAUUAAACUUGUCAAUGUAUUCUCAUAUUUGAAAUAAAAUUUAAAUUCUAAUCUGUGAAA